Molecule: messenger RNA, 927 nt
Organism: Adineta steineri
Lineage: Eukaryota; Metazoa; Rotifera; Eurotatoria; Adinetida; Adinetidae
Source: the annotation of a GenBank genome assembly
AUGCUUCCAGAUGAUAUUGUUCUGGAAGUAUGUAAAUAUUUAUUAUGUACUGAUAUUCUCUAUUCUUUUAUUGGGUUAAAUUGUCGAAUGAGACGAAUGAUCAAACAAUAUCAUUAUCAAGUAUCAUUGUAUAAAACAUCUUUUUCAAAUUUCAAUUUCUUAUACAAAAAUGUUUUUCCUCAAAUUGGCUCUCAUAUUUGUUCAUUAUUAAUCGAUCGUUAUUAUUCUGUUUUUCAACAAGAAUUAUUCAUGGAUUAUUUUGGUAAAAAUACGUUAGUGAUAUUUUCUAACUUGGAAAGAAUUAGUCUUGUGUCAUAUGAAUACAACGAGUUAAAUAGUAUUCUUAAUAUUUUACAUAACUUACAUUUUCUUAUUGAAAUACGUCCAUGUGUACUUUUACGUAUUAAUUUGAGAACAAUCGGAGAUUUACCAUCUCUCUCUACUGCUGUUCCGAAUGUACGGUACUUAGAUGUGUUUAUUCAAACAACAGAAAUUAUAUGUGAAUAUUUUGAUGAUAUGAAUUUAUCACCAUUUCUUUACCUUACUAAUUUUCGAUGUAUAUCUCUUAUGUAUGAGUGGCAAUCAGAAGAAUUAUUUAUUCAUAUGCCAGUAGUACAACAACUCGUAAUUUUUGUCACAAUAUUAGAUAUACGUUUUAUUGAAAAUGAUACUGUUCAACAAUUUAAUUAUGCUAUGUAUGAUUUUUCUGAUAUCUUAUUUGAUCCAGUUGAUGAGAUUAUUGCAUGUCGGCCACAGUCAUAUUCUACUAAAGAGAAACUUUUAAUAUCACAUGCUUUAUCAUGGAUGUUUGCAGGUAUUUCAAUUAUAAAUUGUACUGAUAGAAUGAUAUCACCAUUCGGUCGAGUUAGAAAAUUUAUUAAAAAAUCCCCAAAUAAAAGAUAUUCUACUGAAGGUAUGUAUUUUUAA